Messenger RNA from Staurois parvus, 332 nucleotides. The record is from the annotation of a GenBank genome assembly. NCBI's taxonomy places the organism in Eukaryota, Metazoa, Chordata, Amphibia, Anura, Ranidae.
GAUGACCAGAGACUGCGGACACAGUACAGGAGAUGACCAGAGACUGCGGACACAGUACAGGAGAUGACCAGAGACUGCGGACAGACACAGUACAGGAGAUGACCAGAGACUGCGGACACAGUACAGGAGAUGACCAGAGACUGCGGACACAGUACAGGAGAUGACCAGAGACUGCGGACACAGUACAGGAGAUGACCAGAGACUGCGUACACAGUACAGGGAUGACCAGAGACUGCGGACACAGUACAGGAGAUGACCAGAGACUGCGGACAGUACAGGAGAUGACCAGAGACUGCAGACAUAGUACAGGAGAUGACCAGAGACUGCAGACA